UUUUUGGUAUUUCCCAUCCCAUUUCUGGUAUUGCGUUUACGGUCACACUGGCGUCACCUUGGUUUUUUUGUGAAAUUAUCAAUAUUUUGUGAAAAAAUGGGAUCGUCGUCGACUGGAAAGAAACACAAAAAGGAUAAGAAGAGCAGGCAUCGGUCACGCUCCGAGGAAGAGGAAGAUGCAACCCUCGACCUCACCGACGACUCGGGGUCGACGCGCCACAGACACCACAAGCACAAAAAGCACAAGGACAAAGAUAAGGAGUCCCGGGAGGCGUAUGAGCACAGGGAGCACCGUGAGCACCGCCACAAACACCACAAGCACAAGGAGCGCGAGCGGCCAAGCGAGAUCAUCUCCUUGGAGGAAUCCGACUCGGACAGUUCGGACUGUGUGGAGGUGCCGGUGCAGGCUGAACAGACCAGGCUGAAGGAGUCAUCUCACCGCGACAGGGAACGGGAGCAACUGAAGGAACGGGAGCUGCUCAGAGAGCGGGAGAAGGAGCGCGACAGGGAGCGGGACCGGGAGCGGGAGGACCGCGAACGCGAGAAGGAGCGACUCCGGGAGCGCGAAAGGCAACUGGAGCGCGAACGGCUACAGGAGCGCGAAAGAGAUCGGGAACGUGAACGCGAACGGGAUCGCGAUCGAGAUCGGGAACGAGAACGUGACCGGGACCGGGAGAAGGAACGCAUCAAGGAGCGGGAAAAGGAACGUGAACGAGAGCGUGAUCGGGGAGAACCCACAGCUCCUCCUCCGCCCCAAAUCUCCAGGCAUGCCGACUACGAAUCCCGGCGAGAGCGAGAAAUCGAACGGGACCGCGAUGCCCGCAAACGGACAGGAAGGGAACGAGAACGGGAGCGUAACCGAGAACGCUCGCGAUCAAAGUCGCCGCAGUCAGCGGCUCGAAAGCCCUCAACCUCCUCUCGUUCCUUCUCGCCCAUACCCGAAAAUGGUGCUGGCGAUGUGCUGUCCAUCGAGGAGACCAACAAACUCCGCGCCAAGCUGGGUCUUAAGCCGCUGGAAGUGGACAGUGGUCCCAGCAAGGUGACCCCGUCCGCCGGAAGCAGCAGCAGUCAGCAGGAGGGUAAGAAAGCUUCCGGCGAAACAGCUGAUCUGUCCUCCUACAAGGACGAGUGGGGCGAGUUCCUGCACAAGCCGGCCGACAACCUGAAGGAGAAAAAGGAGGCAGAGAAAUUGCGGGAGAAGCUAAACCAGCGCAAGGAGAAGCGUUUCUUGGAGGAGCGUUUGGCUCGCAUCAAGACACUUGGGGAAUCCGAUGAGGAAACCGACAACGUAUCCAAGUGGGUGGACAGGAAUAAGCGGGUGGUCGAUGCACGGGAAGAGGCCAAGCGAAAGGCCAAAGAACUGGAGGAACUCGAUGAAGCCUUUGGAGUCACAGAGCUUCUCGAGCAGGAGAAACAAAAAGCUCGUCAACAGGCUUAUGGAGACAGGAAUUUGAAGGGCUUGCGGGUGGACCACGAUAUGGAUGACUUUGGCGAGGGACGAACGGUAAUCCUCACCCUGAAAGAUCAGGAUGUGCUCAACGAGGAGGAGGGCGACACUCUGGUCAAUGUCAACAUGCUCGACGAGGAGCGCUACAAGAAGAAUGUGGCCAACAAAAAGCAGAAUCCCCUCAGUUACGGCUACAACGUUUACGAGGAGCAGUACGAUGAGCUCGGCAAUCCCAUCGAGCGCUCGGUUCUGGAGAAGUACGAUGAUGAGAUCGAGGGACAGCCGAAGAAGCGCAAGAACUUUGUGAUUGGCGAGAAUGUGGAAGAGGAGAAGGAGCAUAGGCGUAAGCUGUUGGAGAUAAAAACUAAAUUGGCCGGGAAAAGAUUGGAGACCUUGGAGGACACCAACUUGCAGCUGGCAUCGGACACUUACAGCACUGAAGAGAUGGCCAAGUUUAAAAAGCCAAAGAAGAAGGUCAAGAAACUGCGCCAGAAACUGAAGGCCGAGGAUCUGGAGCCUUUGCCGGAGGCUGGAACUUCAGCGAACUUUGGCAGCCGCAAUGGGCGCUAUCGAGAUCCGGAAGACGCGGAGAUGGAAGAUGUCAAGCCAGAGAUCAAGCUAGAACUGGAGGACGAUGAUUUGGAAAGGGUUCUGUCAAAGGCCCGUAAACUGAAGCAAAAAGAGAAUAUUAUUAAGAAGCCGCUGCCCAUUGACAUCGAGUCCAUUCAGCGGGAAAUAAAGCCAGAGCCUGUGGAGGAAUCCAGUUCUGGGGUCGUCCUCACUGGGGUGGAUGGCAACAUUGUGUUGAAUGCCACGGCGGAGUUCUGCCGCACUCUCGGCGACAUUCCCACCUACGGCAUGGCGGGAAAUCGUAACGAAGACUCCAAUGACAUGAUGGACUUCGAGAAGACCGAGCAAUCGGAGGAGCACAUGGAGACGAAUGACGAGCCCUCUCAUAGUCAUGGCACUUGGAAUUCCGUAAAUCCCGAUGAGGUCAUGCAGCCCGCCGAUUUGGAUAAUCUGGGUGAGGACCUGGAGGACCGAGCCAUUCUGGACGAGGAGCCAGAUGUGGGCGCUGGUGUGGCUAACGCCUUGCGCCUGGCCCUGUCCAAGGGUUACCUGGAAAAGGAGGAAAAGAACAGGCCAAGCAAUACCAAAAUGGCCCAUUUGCAGGCUAAGAACUAUUCCAUCGAGGACAAGGCAGCUGGGGAGGACGACAAGGUCAACCGUCGCGAUCGCUUCCAUUCUGGGCCAAUUAUGGAGUUCAAGGACAAGGACGCCUUCAAGCCCAACGUCAAACUGGACUACAUCGACGAUAAUGGUCGCAUUUUGAAUCUGAAGGAGGCUUUCCGCUACUUGUCGCACAAGUUCCAUGGCAAGGGACCCGGCAAAAACAAGAUUGAGAAGCGCCUCAAGAAAAUGGAGCAGGAUGGGUUGAUGAAAACCAUGAGCUCCACCGACACCCCACUAGGCACUCUUACUAUGUUGCAGCAGAAGCAGAAGGAGACCAAGACCGCUUACGUUGUGCUGAGCGGAAGCAACAAGAAUGCGGCCGGCGUCAGUGGAUCUUCGAUAGCAAAAUUCAAGUAGAAAGGCAUUAAGAAAUUCGAUUUCAAUUAAACAGAUAACCAUAACCAAAUGCAAUAGUUACUUCCAAAAUCCGCAUACUAACUAAAUAACUAUGUCUAUAACUUCCCAGCCAGCAAACAGCCCAAAUAUGUAAUUCUUUCAUAUUUAUUCAAAUACACUUAUGGAUUUAUCUCAAAA
Molecule: messenger RNA, 3213 nt
Organism: Drosophila ananassae
Lineage: Eukaryota; Metazoa; Arthropoda; Insecta; Diptera; Drosophilidae
Product: U4/U6.U5 tri-snRNP-associated protein 1
Exons: 6
Coding region: 97-3036 (979 amino acids)
Biological process (GO): maturation of 5S rRNA; mRNA cis splicing, via spliceosome
Cellular component (GO): U4/U6 x U5 tri-snRNP complex
Source: RefSeq, a predicted model, not a curated record